This is a messenger RNA of Trematosphaeria pertusa, 2311 nucleotides long. Its product is annotated as HET-domain-containing protein. The coding region runs from base 268 to 2280 and encodes 670 amino acids. The transcript is spliced from 2 exons. NCBI's taxonomy places the organism in Eukaryota, Fungi, Ascomycota, Dothideomycetes, Pleosporales, Trematosphaeriaceae. The record is from RefSeq and is a predicted model, not a curated record.
GAUAUGUGAUAGGGCAGGCAUGGCGAUCGGUGAGCGGUUCUCCGGGAAUUGGUUCUUGGAUUUCCUUCGGUCGCAUCCGAACAGACCCCACCUGAGCGGAAUAACGAUCGGCAAACCCUCCGCAAAAGUAACGCGAAAUCGCAACAAAACAAUUUUCCGAACCAAGCGCCUUGUGUUACGAAUCCCCGUAGGUAGCUAAGACGUGAAAUUGAGGUGCGCGAAGAGAACUGCGAGCAGGCAAGCCCACCCACCGCCCGUCCAUCAACCAUGCCCUGCCCAACAUGCAACGACCUCCAUCCGCGCCCACCAGACCCAAAUACACAACGCCGCAGCUCACGAGACGACCUCACCAUCUUAACAGACGACUGCUUCGAUUCCGCGGAGACAACCGGCUGCGAAACCUGCAAGCUGCUCUCAGAAAUCGUCGAAUACUUCGACGCCACGCAUCUCCCCAGCGUAACCGUCAAGCAGGCGAGCCACCAAGGGGGUGUGCUGCAAGUAUGGCUGCUCGCCGAUCUCGACGAGGACGACGUGCUGCUCGACGUUUUCGUCCCCGAAGGCGAGGAGUCGGGGCAUCCGCGCAUUGGCAGCGCGCCGGGGGUGCGCACGGUGGCACCGUCGUCCAUUGAGGACGAGUGUAUGGAGAAGUUGAGGAGGUGGGUUGAUGAGUGCGAUGAGGGGCAUAGGAAUUGCGAUUUCAAAGAGCUGACGGAGCUACCGACGCGAGUCAUCAAUGUAGGCUUGGACGGGGACGCGCCGUUCCUCAUGGAGACUCAGGGCAAGCGCGAGCAGUACGCGACACUCAGCUACUGCUGGGGAAAGACGCCGCAGCUCAAGACAACGAGGGCGAGGCUAGAAGAGUUCAAAGAGGCGCUGCCGGAAGACCUGUCACUAGUCGCUUACGAGGCGAUUAAAAUCUGUCGGGAUUUGGGGAUCGCGUAUCUGUGGAUCGAUGCGUUGUGUAUUGUGCAGGAUGACGAGGAGGACUGGCAGCGCGAGGCGGCGAAGAUGUGCGAGGUGUAUUCGUCGUCGUAUCUUACCAUUGCGGCGGCGGGCGCGCACGAUAAUGAGGACGGUAUCUUCCAGGACCAGUAUAGCGGGGAUGUUGAACGGCUUGGAUUGUUCUUGUUCCGCGGUCACCAGAUCUAUGUGAGGGUUGGGCCUUGGCAGUAUCACCUUGGUCAUCCUUUGGGUUUGAAUUUCGACGAGCAGUAUGCGGACCGGUUGGCGGAGAAGUCAUGGCUACUGCGCCCGGAGGAACUCCCCCUUGUUCACAGGGCGUGGACAGUGCAAGAGCGGAUGCUUUCGAGGAGAGUGGUGUACUAUACGCCGGAGGAGAUGUGGUGGGAGUGCGACUCGUGGUGGUAUUGUGAAUGCGGCACCGCGGAUGAGGAGAAAUACCCAGACGACGAAGACGGUUCCCAGUACCUGCGAACUAUGACGGCAGUCCAGGAGGCUAAUAGAGGCUCUUUCGACUGGCUCCGAGAUCCGCAUCGGAAAGUCCCAAUGAGCCUGGAAAACGCCUAUCAUAAAUGGUGCACGAUCGUCGCCAUGUUUUCGGCUGGCAACCUCACCUACGCGAAGGACAAACUGCCCGCCCUUUCUGGUCUAGCCCAUCAAUUCAAAACGAUGUUGAAGGACCGUUUCGACUUCAAUGAUGAUUAUGUUGCCGGAAUGUGGCGACACAACCUGGAGAGGCAGCUCCUGUGGGUAGUAACGGACCACGUUCCUAGAGCAAAGCCAUUGGCGCCGCGGCCCCCAGAUUCGGCAAUCCCAACCUGGAGUUGGAUGUCUGUGACCGGCAACAUCCACUUCAUCUCAGACGAGCGCGACAUGAACUUCACACCCCGAUUCCGGAUCGUCGACGUCUCCACAGAGCCUAUGACCGCAGACUGGGCCGGCAUGGUAAAGGGAGGGAAGCUUGUGCUCGAAGGCUGGGUUGUUCACGGUGUUACCCAUGCUGCCGACAGACACAUGCGAAGAGCUAGCAGCGUGCUCAUGAGAAUUCCGAAUUCGAGCGAUGUGGUGCCGGUGCAAAGGGAUACUGCAGACGAGAUGGGGCCUGGGCCUUACAUAUGUCUGUAUGCUGCGGGUAUGGGCUCAGGCGAGUGGUCGAUUCGGGAGGCCAAUAAUGAGCUGGGGAAUGUGUUCUUUCUUUUGAAGCCCUCAGAGCAUGUUCAGGGGUCGUACGAACGCGUCGGAAUGGGCUUGGGCUUGAUCCCUAUGAUGAUGAAAGGGCUGUGGGAUGAGGCGAAAAUGGAGACCAUAGCAAUCGUGUGAAUGGACGCGUAGUAUGGCGAAGAUAGCUUCC